AUGAAUAUUGAGAAAUGGAACCUAGUGGAAGAAAGUGCACUCAGACAAAAAUCUAGAGCUAAAUGGAUAAAGCUUGGAGACAACAAUAACAAAUAUUUUUCAGCAAUGAUCAAGGAGAGAACGAAUCAGAAAAUGAUGCUAGAACUCACUUCACUCAAUGGAAUAAGCCUCAAAACAUCAGCAGUUAUUAAGGAGGAAGUCACUCAGUUCUAUAAAGCUCUCAUGGGAUCUAGCAGUACAGAAUUACAAGCUGUUGAUAAGAAGACUAUGAGGAGAGAAGCUACACUCACAUAUGAACAAGAAGCUGAAUUAUGUAGAGAUAUUACAGAUGAAGAAAUCUGGAAUGCAUUAGCUUCUAUUGGGGAUGAUAAAUCACCUGGAGUAGAUGGAUACAAUGCCUAUUUUUAUAAGAAGACUUGGAGCAUCACCAAAGAUGAGAUACUAAUAGCCAUCAAAUAG
Messenger RNA from Solanum dulcamara, 459 nucleotides. RefSeq lists its product as uncharacterized. The transcript has a single exon. NCBI's taxonomy places the organism in Eukaryota, Viridiplantae, Streptophyta, Magnoliopsida, Solanales, Solanaceae. Bases 1 to 459 code for a protein of 152 amino acids. The record is from RefSeq and is a predicted model, not a curated record.